CUCCGUAUCGCAUGAUGCCUGCAGCCAUAAUGCCUGCAUCAAGGCUAGAAUGUCAAUUUGCCCCGAGGAAUCCACAGACGGUCGAUCUUGACCAAUUCCUUGUCCAGGAAAAAAUUAAUAAAUAAUAAGUCGCGUGUCCAGACGAGCUGUUGACCUGUCGUUGCAGUCGCCGUUGCUCAUUCCCCCCUCACCUUCGACUCCAAGUUCGAGUGCCUGUCCUUCGAGUCGAGUUCGAGCCCUGUCCUUCGACCACCAUGGCGGUCCAGUCGGAAAAGACGCCGGAGAUCGACAACGUCGUGGACGACUACGCGGACGAGACGGCGGCGAAGAAGUACAAUGACCUGCAGCUGAAUGUCGGCGGCCGGGGAGCGACGCAGCGACGCCUGCGCAACUACCAGGUGACGAUGAUCGGGUUCUGCGGCGGUCUGGGAACGGGUCUGUUCGUGGGAACGGGUUCGGCAUACGCGGACGCAGGGCCGGCAGGACUGUUGCUGGCGUACGGGAUCGUGGGGAUCGUGCUGUGGUGUGUGAUGCAGAGCAUCGGCGAGCUGGCGACGCUGCUGCCCACGGCGGGCUCAUUCCCGCACUGGGCGACGCGCUUCAUCGACCCGGCGGUGGGCUUCUCGCUGGCCAUCUCGUACGGAUACUGCUACACCAUCUCCAUUGCCGCCGAGGUGUCGGCCUCGGCGGUGCUGGUCUCGUACUGGACCACGCUGACGCCCGCGGUGGUCAUCACCGUCGGGUUGGGGCUCAUCCUGGCCAUCAACCUGAUGAGCGUGCGCUUCUACGGCGAGACAGAGGUCAUCGCGGGCUCCAUCAAGAUGCUCUGCUUCAUUGGCCUGGUGAUCGUCUCCAUCGUCAUCACCGCAGGCGGCGGCCCAAACCAUGAAGCCAUCGGGUUUCGGUACUGGCACAAUCCGGGUGCGUGGACGGACUACGACGGCAUCACGGGCCCAACAGGACACUUCCUGGGCUUCCUCUCCUCCUUCGUCAACGCCUCGUUCAGCUUCAUCGGCGUCGAAACCGUGGUCAUCACCGCCGCCGAGGCCAUCGACCCGCACCGCGCCAUCCCCAAGGCCACCCGGCGCGUCACCUACCGCAUCGGCUUCUUCUACGUCCUCGGCGCCUUUCUCAUCGGCAUCCUCGUCAACCCAACCAACCCCAACCUCGUGUCCGGGUCCGGCAACGCAAACAGCUCCCCCUUCGUCAUCGCCAUCCAGGAAGCUGGCAUCUCCGCCCUCCCCUCCAUCGUCAACGCCUGCAUCCUCAUCUCCGCCUGGUCCGCAGGAAACUCCUACUGCUGGGUCGGCUCGCGCAUGAUCCUCGCCCUCACCACCGACCACCAGCUGCCCCAGUUCUUCGGCCGCGUCAACAGCAAGGGUGUCCCUUAUGUAGCCGUCAUUGCGUCCUGGCUUUUCGGCCUCUUCGCCUACCUCAGUCUCGGCUCCGGCGGCCCCUCCCAAGCAUUCACCUGGCUUCUCAACCUAAGCACCAUCGCCGGGCUGAUCGCCUGGGCAACGCUCUGCUUCUGCUACAUCCGCUUCUACGCAGCUCUUAGAGCCCAAAACGUCAGCCGCGACACCCUCCCCUGGAAAGCCCCCCUGCAGCCCUACGCCGCUUGGGUGGGCUUCAUCGGCUCCACCAUCAUCACCCUCGUCGCGGGCUUUCCCGUCUUUCUCAAGGGCGAGUGGUCCACUUCCGACUUUCUGGCUUGCUAUAUCGGUAUUCCCAUCUUUAUCAUUCCCAUUCUCAUCUGGAAGCUCGUCCAUCGCACAAAGUUCCAACGCGCUUCGACUAUAGAUUUAUGGUCCGGUCGUCUUGUGGAAGGCGAGAUCGUCGAGGAUCCGAACCCGCGAAACACCAUUGGGAAACGUAUCGUCGAUUGGCUUUUUUGAGCAUUUUCACAUUAUAUGUUCCCUAGGAGUAGAAUACUUGUAAUUACCAUACUUCUCUAAGUUCAAGGAAUGACUAUGAAUUAUCAUUGAAACAAUA
Molecule: messenger RNA, 1992 nt
Organism: Penicilliopsis zonata CBS 506.65
Lineage: Eukaryota; Fungi; Ascomycota; Eurotiomycetes; Eurotiales; Aspergillaceae
Exons: 4
Coding region: 255-1895 (546 amino acids)
Biological process (GO): amino acid transmembrane transport
Cellular component (GO): membrane
Molecular function (GO): amino acid transmembrane transporter activity
Source: RefSeq, a predicted model, not a curated record